Molecule: messenger RNA, 4738 nt
Organism: Mercenaria mercenaria
Lineage: Eukaryota; Metazoa; Mollusca; Bivalvia; Venerida; Veneridae
Exons: 2
Coding region: 171-2045 (624 amino acids)
Molecular function (GO): zinc ion binding
Source: RefSeq, a predicted model, not a curated record
AUUUACACUCUGUACAGCGACUUUAAAUUGUGUCUUAUUUUAAAUAUCCAUUUGUACAGCGACUAUAAAUUGUGUCUUAUCAAAUGGAUAUUUAAAAUAUUUUGUACAUUAUCUGAUGUUGAUUACAGGUUUUAGCAACUAUGGUGGAAACAUAAUACGAGGCAUGUAAAAUGGAAUUUUGUGGUCCGUGCAAGUUUCGCGGUAAAGAUACAAGAGCUGUUAAACACUGCGUUACCUGUCAAGAGCCCCAAUGUAAAACAUGUGCAGAUAUUCACAGUAGUAGUAAAGCAACAAGAUAUCAUCUUCUGUUGAAUAUCGAGGACUUGAAAAUGGAUUCAAAGACAAUAAGGGAUUUAAACCAGUUUCAAAUAUGCAAAGACCAUCCUGAAAAGAAGCUACAGUUCUUCUGUACAGAUCACGGUCAUUUACUAUGCAGCACCUGUUUGUUAAACACACAGCGGCUGAACUGUAAAUCAGUUAUUGAUAUUGAAUCUGCCGGGGAACAACUCACAAAAUGUAAAUUUAAUGAACAAAUCAAUACGGACUUAGAAUGUAUUGUUCACCAUUGCAAUGAGAAGGAAAGACAAAUCCAAGGGUUUAUAGACAAAAGUCACAAAGAAAAGCAAGAGUUUAUUAGACAUAUGGAUAACUCGAGACAUAGAAUAAUGAUCCACUUAAACAAAUGUAAGAUGCGGAUUUUAAAUGAAGUCGAUAGAAAUUUAAAAACACAAGUCACAGAACUCGGUAGACAGCAAACGUUAUUAAGGACGACACAUCAAACACUGAAGGAAAGUAAAGAUAUCCUUCAGAAGAUAGCAAGUGAUAAUUCUAAAGCUGAUCUUUUUAGAUGCAUACUGUCCAUUAUAGAGCAGCUACAGGAAUCUCAGUUAAGUAAACCUAUGGUUACUACAAAGCGUUUUACACAUUCAGUGCAGCUGUCUCCAGCAUUUGUGUCAUUACUGGUAUCCUUGGAUACAUUUCCUAUCAUGCAAUGUAGAACACUAAGCAAUACAAAAACGUACAUACACAGGGUGAAUUUAAAUUCGAACAUGAACAAUUUCUUAGAGGCAUCAAAAGUUGCUUUAAGCAAAAACAAUGACAAAACAAAUUAUUCUAGUGCCGACGCUGAAUCAGAAGUUAACUAUUCUAACAAUCACAAUAAACAUCACGAUGCAAGUACCAGAGGAUCAGGGGAUACUUCAACCCGAGAUUUUAAAGCAACACUUUUUAAGUCAGCAGAGAGUAAACCAAAGAAUAAUGUAAAACUAAUACAUAAAUCAGACGUAACUUUAUCGACAUCGGAUGGUAAAAAAGCUUCUAUAAACGGCAUUAUAACGCUGUUUGACGGUAGUAUUGUUAUAUCGGACUGUAAAUGGUCACGGCUCAUACGAUUGAACGAAGACUUAACUUUCAGAGACUCAGCCGAACUAUCUAAGUUACCUGGACACAUGACAUCUCUAAAUGAACGAUACAUGGUUGUAUGCCUACCUACUGCCAAUCGAAUAGCUUUCAUUGCUGUAUCACCCGAGUUAAAAUGGAUGAGAAAUUUUAUCACUGAGUAUACACCAAACGGAGUUCAUGCCCUUGACGCUAAGCGUUUGCUAGUUUCGAUGGUUAAUGAUAACAAAUGGCUUCUCCAGAUUCGUACAAUCGAGGGAGAGAUUCUACAGCACAUAGGAAAAACGAGAUCAAUUCUAGAUGCUGAACAUAUUUCUUCUUUAAAAAUGACUCCAUCUUCUCCUAGAUAUUUUCUCCAGUGUUGUCAGGUAUCCUAUACAUUGUACUGCUUUCAGGCAAACGGAAAGGAAAUAUUUAAACACAGCAUUAUGUCACCAACUGGCAUACAUGUCGAUAGCACUGGUGCCAUAUAUGUGUUGGAAUCCUUUGGCAUGCUGCAUAUUCUGUCAAAAAGUGGAGUUCUCCUUCAAAAGGUACCCAUACCAAAGAAGGCAAAUGGUAUAACCUGCAAUAGGACAAUGGACAGGCUAAUCAUUACAAGGCAGAGUUCAGCUGUUCUGGGUGUUUUUAACAUUAUACACCAAUAAAUGGUCAAUGCAAAAGAAUUAAAAACAAAAGAUUGAAUUAUACAGUUCAGUUUAUUAGAUAUAAAAUUAUAAGUAGUAAAUACUAAAGUGAUUAGUCUUAUUAAGACAUUUUCUUUGUUAAAAAAAUGUUUCAUGUAUGCAUAAAACUGUUAGAUCUCCGUAUUUGUAUUGUAAAAGUAUAUUUGACUUGAAAAUCAGUAUGUUUUGCUGUGUAAUAUUAUUCAGUACUAUUUUUUCUCAUGUCAAAAUUGUUUUGCCAAUACUUAUUCUCUGGCUAACCAAUGUACUGAGUGAUAUGCCUUAUUAUAUAUGAUACAUUACAUUUAUCGCCGUAUGAACACAACUCUAAAUUGUUUUUUGUACUUUUAGCAUGUGUAAUUGUUAAUGUACUGGGAAUGUACCUCAGGCUACAUCUUAUGGGGUAUAUAUUUCUCAAUUAAUUCGGUUUGCCAGAGCGUGUAGUCAUGUCAAGCAUUUCAAUGAACGUAAUCUAUAUAUUACAAGUAAACUUCUUCAGCAAGGCUACCGUUAUUACAAAUUGCGUAAAUAUUUUCCUAAAUUUUACUAUCGUAAUUCUAAUUUAGUUUUAAAAUUCAAUAGUAAUUUAAAGACACUUCUGCGAGAAGGUAUUUCUAAACCCGUUUUUUAUGGGGAUGUGGUUUACAAACUUCGUAAGAUCUUGGGUCAUGGUAAUUUUCCAAAUGUAUUUGGUAAAAUUAUAAAACGUUUUAUUAAAAGAGGUUACGACCCAACUGUUUUGAGACAUACCGCAUGUUUAAUGUUCAACCAGUUUACAGUUGGACACUACGCUUCCCUCUUUGAUUGUGUCUGACGGAAGAGGGGGAGGACUCCCAUGAUAAGCAGUUUUUAUGCCCCCGAAGGGAGGCAUAUAGUUUUUGAACCGUCUGUGGGUCUGUCAGUAUGUCGGUCUCUCCGCAAUUUUCGUGUCCGGUCCAUAUCUUUGUCAUCGAUGGAUGGAUUUUCAAAUAACUUGGCAUGAAUGUGUCGCGCGCAAGACCCAGGUCCGUAGCCCAAAGGUCAAGGUCACACUUAGACGUUAAAGGUCAUAUUUCAUGAUAGUGCAUUGAUGGGCGUGUCCGGUCCAUAUCUUUGUCAUUCAUGCAUGGAUUUUAAAAUUAUUGGGCAUGAAUGUGUACCACAGUAAGAUGACGUGUCGCGCGCAAGACCCAGGUCCGUAGCUCAAAGGUCCUAAACUCUAACAUCGGCCAUAACUAUUCAUUCAAAGUGCCAUCGGGGGCAUGUGUCAUCCUAUGGAGACAGCUCUUGUUAAAUCCUACCAGGAGUGAACUGUUUUGAUAUCUGUCUUCUAGCCUGUUUCGUCGGGCCCUUAAGGGUGUUUCUCUUAUUGCUCUGUCUUCUGAAAAGGCAUUGAGUACAUACGUUUUUGGUUCCAAAGGUUUGCUUUUUAUAUAUUUAUACACGAGCAUUUUUGUGUUUUACAUGCCAUGCCUUUUUGUUUCCAUUACGUGUGUUAGAGAUUCACCUGGAGUGGAUUACUUUUAUUUACACUGUCCCGUGUCUUUGGAACAUGGUGGGGGUAAGAGUGAGGUUGGGUGCACACCAUAAACCGGUUCAAGCUCCCCAGUGGUGUUUUUGCCACUGACCGUUCCAAGGCCGUGCCCCACUGUGUUCCUUUGUUUGUUCGUUUUGUCCUCAUGUGUUGGCUUUGUGUGUGUGCGCGUGUAUGUGUGUGUGUUUGUGGUGUGCACGUCUGCGUGCUGUAGGUUUCGUUUUGGGGAGGCUGCGAUUUUGGUACGUGGCAUUCCCUGUUUGAUAUUUAUCUUUGUUUUUUGAGUUCUGCUCAACCCGGGGCUAGAGGGCGUGGACGGUAGCAUGCAUUUCCACUACCGUCCAUGAACAGGCUCAAUCAAACCGAGCCUGCAACAUUUUCGUUUUUACUGUGUUGAGCGACCUGUGGAGUUUCCACUUUUUCUAUUUUAAUAUCAUGAAGUUUAUUGAAUAAAGCAUUCUUCCAUGACGGUUGCCAUUUAGAUAAAAUGUAUUUGUUUAUAUUAGGCCUAAAAUCGGUAUGUGAUAAUUUCAAAUUAGAUUGUAAUAAUGAAAGGGAUUUCUUUGCUGCAGUAUCAGCAUUCUCGUUUCCAUGAAUACCAACAUGACUGGGAAUCCAACAAAAUAUGGUAGACUUUUUUAAAAAUAGUUCACGAACUCUAAAAAGAAUAUUUUGAAUGAAAGGAUUUUCCAUAUUUCGGUUAUGAAAACUAGGUCACCAGGUCAAAUCAAAGGAAAAGCUUGUUAACACUGUAGAGGCCACAUUUAUGACUGUAUCUUCAUGAAACUUAGUCAGAAUGUUAAUCGUGAUGAUCUUAAGGUCCAGUUUGAAUUUGGAUCAAGUAGGAUCGAAAACUAGGUCACCAGGUCAAAGGAAAAGCUAGUUAACACUCCAGAGACCGUAUCUUCAUGAAACGUCGUCAGAUUGUUAAUCUUGAUGAUCUUAAGGUCCAGUUGGAAUCUGGGUCAUGUAGGAUCAAAAACUAGGUCACAAGGUCAAAUCAAAGGGAAAGCUAGUUAACACUCCACGGGCCACAUUUAUGACCAUAUCUUAAUGAAACUUUGUCAGAAUGUUAAUUGUGAUGAUCUAUAGGUCAGAUUCAAAUCUGGAUCAGAUGGGGUGAAAAACGAGGUCACCAGGUCAAAUCAAAGGAAAAGCUUGU